ACACCACUGCACAAAAUGCUUUUCCUCCCAGCUGCUGCUCUGUGCUGUCUGUGUUCAGCGCUGGCUGCCAUGGCAACACAGCUGAGUCAGGAUUUAACUCUGACCAGGAGAGUCGGUGACAGAGUCUCCCUCAGCUGUGGAGGAACUGAUCAGUGUGAUGAUUAUAUAUACUGGUACCAGAGGAAAGAAAAUGAAACAUUCAGACCAAUUCUUUAUAUCUACAGUGAUGGUAGCACAGAUAAACCUUUCAAUCAUCCUCAGCAAAAUGAUUUCUCAGCUGAGAGAAAUCAGAAAAGCUGUACACUGAAGUUAAAUCCUGUUAAAAUCGAACAUAUAGCCUCCUACUACUGCGGCUGUUGGAAGUCUGCAGUCUUUCUCACUGUGAAUGAAUACCUCUUUGGUUCUGGAACCAAACUGUAUGUAACAGAGGAGCAGCUGAAGGAGCCUGUGGUGAGCGUGUACCCAGCAGCAUCCAGAGCCCACCUGGAGGGGAAGAGCUCCCUGCUGUGUCUGGCCUCAGGCAUGUUUCCUCCUGAGGUCAAGAUCUCCUGGAAAAGACAGAAGAAGGACGGUGAUCUGGAGGAUCUGCUCCCUGCUGAGGGAGAGCAGCUGGAGCUCAGAGAGCCGGGACGCACCACCUCCAUCUUACUGGUGGAUGGGGACCCUGUCAUCCCCUAUAAAUACCACUGCUCUGUCCAGCAUGAGGGGGGAAGAGUGGAGGCCCAAACACAACAAGAGCUUCCAGCUCCAGCAGCCUGUCCUCCAGAGAGACCAGACCUGGCAGCUCUGCAGCAAGCUGACUUGUCCUUCCAGUCUCAGUGCAGGGUGAAGCUGCUCCUCCUGCUCUACACAGUGCUGAUAGUGAAGAGUCUGGUGUACUGCUGUGGACUCUCUCUGCUGAUGAGCCUCAGAACCAAGGGACCGUCCACCAACUGAACACAUGCUGACUCACUGCUUUCUCACCAACUUUUCUUCCUUUGCUCCUUGUUAAAAUCUCACUUCUGCUGAAUUUUCCUGACGUUAAAAAGUUUCUGCUUGUUUCUCCAAAGAUGAUGACAUGUUUCUGUCAUGCAGUGUCAUUUGUAAAAUGAUCUUUGUAGCUUGAUUUGAUCGUUUGAAUCAUUUUCAGAGCUUGUAUUUCUUUGUUGCUUCUCAAAAAGAAGCAGAAUGGUGAUUUUCUUUUUAUUGUAACUCAGCUAUGAUGGAAAUCAUUCAUAUUUUUAUUAAAACAAUCUAUAAUUCA
Molecule: messenger RNA, 1243 nt
Organism: Cyprinodon tularosa
Lineage: Eukaryota; Metazoa; Chordata; Actinopteri; Cyprinodontiformes; Cyprinodontidae
Product: immunoglobulin lambda-1 light chain-like
Exons: 6
Coding region: 16-936 (306 amino acids)
Source: RefSeq, a predicted model, not a curated record